AUGGCAUGGGGUGACGAUCGGUCAGCAGUAUUCUUCACUCACCACACUUACUGUGGCCACUUUCUCGUGGCGAGUGGCACACAGAGCAAAACAGUAAAUAUCGGGUCUGCCUCUGAUGAUGCCAGUUCAGAGCUGCAAAGGGUGGCUGCAAUGGACCACAGAGGAAUGGGGUCGCGUAAGUCAUUCCGAGGUCAAGGGGCACUGUCCAGGAUAGUUCACCUGGUUGUCAUCCUGAGGGAAUGGGCUCACAGAAGCCUUCAUGACCAAGACAGGCGACCAGACUCUUUCCUGGAGCGGUUCCGAGGUCCAGUUUUGCGGGACGUGGCCAGCAGGGCGUGCAGCAGUCCAGUGCAGGAUGAUGGCCAGACAGGAAAGAAAAAGAAGCAUUCUGUGUUUGUGAUUGACCCAGCAGCGGACUUCUAUUACCGGUGGCUGGUCGUCACUUCCUUACCUGUUCUGUAUAACUGGUGCUUUCUUCCUUGCAGGGCUUGCUUUGAAAAGCUGCAGGCAACUCAUCUCAGCCUAUGGUUAACAAUAGACUACAUCUCUGAUGCCAUUUAUAUUCUCGACGUCCUUGUCAGGCUCAGAACAGGGUUCCUUGAACAGGGUCUGCUCGUCAAAGACUUGAAAAAGUUACAACACCAUUGGAUCAAAACUUUCCAGUUUAAGCUGGAUGUAAUUUCAAUCCUUCCCACCGAUCUGGGCUAUGUGGUAGUGGGACUCAAUUACCCAGAGCUACGAUUCAAUCGCCUCCUGAAAUUUCCACGGCUCUUUGAGUUCUGCGAUCGGACGGAAACCAGAACCAACUACCCGAAUGCUUUUCGCAUCAGUAACCUACUUCUGUAUCUGCUGAUCAUCAUUCACUGGAAUGCCUGUAUUUACUAUGCCAUUUCCAAAUCCAUCGGCUUUGGCACAGAUAGCUGGGUUUAUCCUAACAUCUCUGAGCCCCAGCACGGUUAUCUGGCAAGGCAGUACAUUUAUUCCCUGUACUGGUCAACUCUCACCUUGACUACCAUUGGGGAGAUGCCAGCACCAGUUUCAGAUAUAGAGUUCCUGUUUGUGGUCUUUGACUUUCUGGUGGGAGUUCUUAUCUUUGCCACAGUUGUGGGUAAUGUGGGAUCGAUGAUCUCGAACAUGAAUGCACCCCGAGCAAACUUCCAGGCGAGAGUGGACGCCAUCAAGCACUACAUGCAGUUCAGAAAGGUUAGCAAGGAAGUGGAGGCUCGGGUGAUCAAGUGGUUUGAUUACCUGUGGGUCAGCCAGAAGGCGGUUGACGAGGGUGAGAUACUGAAAAAUCUGCCGGAUAAGCUGAAGGCUGAAAUCGCCAUUAAUGUCCAUCUGGAGACCCUCAAGAAGGUGCACAUCUUCCAGGACUGUGAGGCUGGCCUGUUGGUGGAGCUGGUGUUAAAGCUAAGACCGCAGCUUUUCAGCCCUGGAGAUUACAUUUGCCGCAAGGGAGAUAUAGGGAAGGAGAUGUACAUUAUCAAGGAAGGGAGGCUGGCAGCAGUGGCUGAUGAUGGUGUGACUGAGUUCGCCAGGCUGGGUGCUGGAAGCUGCUUUGGAGAGAUCAGCAUCUUGGACAUCAAGGGAAGUAAAACAGGAAACAGGAGAACAGCAAAUAUUCGGAGCAUUGGGUACUCUGAUCUCUUCUGCCUGUCCAAAGAUGACUUAAUGCAAGCAUUAAUAGAGUUUCCAGAGGCUAAGAAAGUUCUGGAAGAGCGAGGCAGGAAUAUUUUAAUCAAAGAAGGGCUGCUGGAUGAAGAAUAUAUGGUAGUAUUGGGAGAGAAAGGCUUAGAGGAAAAGAUAGAGAGACUCGAAUCAAAUCUGGAUGCCUUACAGACACGGUUUGCAAGGCUGUUAAAUGAGUACAGCUCAACACAGCAGAAGUUAAAACAGAGGAUUGCCACCAUUGAAAGGAAAGUAAGGUUGAUUGAUAGUGGCUCAAUAUCUGAUCAUUCCGAUGGUGUCUAUGAGACAGAGUGA
Molecule: messenger RNA, 1983 nt
Organism: Mobula hypostoma (lesser devil ray)
Lineage: Eukaryota; Metazoa; Chordata; Chondrichthyes; Myliobatiformes; Myliobatidae
Product: cyclic nucleotide-gated olfactory channel-like
Exons: 7
Coding region: 1-1983 (660 amino acids)
Biological process (GO): potassium ion transport; monoatomic cation transmembrane transport
Cellular component (GO): intracellular cyclic nucleotide activated cation channel complex; plasma membrane
Molecular function (GO): protein-containing complex binding; voltage-gated potassium channel activity; cGMP binding
Source: RefSeq, a predicted model, not a curated record